Molecule: messenger RNA, 3735 nt
Organism: Brassica rapa (field mustard)
Lineage: Eukaryota; Viridiplantae; Streptophyta; Magnoliopsida; Brassicales; Brassicaceae
Molecular function (GO): DNA-binding transcription factor activity
Source: RefSeq, a predicted model, not a curated record
CUCUCGGAGAUAUUACUCAGGGCGUUCUUCUGUGGAUCAAAGAUGAAUCAAUACAACGCCUUCGUGUCUCGCGAGGAGGAGAUGAUGGGACUUGAUCGCAGCAACGAUCUCGUCGUUUGUCCUAAGCCUCGACGUGUCGGCGUACUCGCUAACAACCUCACGCGCCCUCUCAGAUUACAUAUGAGUCAAGCUGCUGCUGAUUUGUGUGAUUCUGAAGCUGGUGCAGAGCUUUUAGACAUCAUUCGUAGAAAGGAGGACAAUGUUACAAUAGGGCCAUACUUUCUCGGUUCGCCUCCGAGCAGAGCAGCGAACCCAUUAGCCCAAGACGCACGCUUUCGAGACGAGAAGAUCAACCCACUCUCGCCCAACUCUCCUUUGCUUCAGCCCAAUUCAUCCACCGCCUUUCCUUCUCCAUCUCCAUCAUCGUCUCGUGGUUGCGUUAGGAUGAAGUUUGGACUCAAACCACCUGCAGUUAGAGUAGAAGGGUUCGAUUGCUUGAACCGUGACCGCCAGAGCUCGAGCAUCCCCGCCAUGGCUUAGUAGACAAGCCGAAAAACAAGUGUAUAUAGAGAUUCCGGAGUCGUUUGUUCACCCCAAGGCCCUAACAGAGAGAGAAGGAUUUGAUUACUAGUAUUACUAUUACCAUUUUUGAAGCAAAUGAAUAUUGUGAUAUCUAUUUAGUGUUUUUUCAUCUUUUCCUGAGAGAGAGAGAGGGAGGGUGGAGAUGAAGAUGAAGAUCAGUCAGCGUUUUGUUUAUACAUUAAUAAUUAAGGAGAAGAUUUAGAAGAAUCUGUAAAAUUUUAUCUGAGAAAAGAGGUCUGGUUUGUAUCUCUCUUCUCUUUUGGGUUUCGUUGUAAUAUAAAAUUAUCUUCUUUCUGAGUAUGUUAGUAAACGCCCUCUUUAACUUCUUGGCUGAGUUUAAGCUCUCCAACAACACCUCUGUAUAUGUGCUUUUUUUGUGUUUCAGUAAAUCUGUAUAUUAAAGCGCCGUAUUGUUCUUUUAACUUAUGGUUCUUACCAGAUCUCUUUUCAUAUAUUGUGAGAAAAGCAAAAAUUUAAAUGUAGCUUUCAGCGUGGAGUCCAUAUGUCUGCCUUAAAUGGAAACCGUUGAGUGCUUCUUUUUUGCUCUCUUACCGAGUUUCUUGCUUUACUUUAUUUUGCCGACAGUCUUUGAACUUUUUACAUAUCAAAGUCAUGGUGAAAACUGAAGUUGAACAGAUUGUUUCGUUUCUAACUCAUCUGUUACCAAAAUAACUAUGAUGUUGUGAUUAUUUAUAUGGACGAGUGCAUCGCCGUCCCUUUGAAAAUAAACUCACCAGUAUCGAAAAUAACAGAGAUGUUUACUCCUACUUCAGUGUAGUCAUUGUUGUGGCCUCUAUUCAUUCUUGCACAUCAGAGUCUGCUUUAUCAUUAUCUUCAUUUUGAUCAGGUUGUUCUUUGGGAAAAAUUCCUCGAUUUACAUAGCCGCAGAAGCACCCCAAAGUGAUAGCAUAUGCUGCAAUCUUGGUUUAACUCCUUGCCCUUGUCUAUUAUAUUCUAGCUCCUCAAUUGGAAUUGUCAAGCUUGUAAAGUGGUAACUGAGUCACUCUCCAUGUGGUUACCGAAAAUAGCACAAGUGAACAUGUUAUGUCGAGGGCUCUUGACUAGUAACUCCCCAUAAAACAAAUGUUAAAGCUCUGGAGGAAGUUUUAAUUUUCAUGAUGCACCGGGUAUUCAUGUGGAUGUGGUUACUAGAUUUCAACUUCAAAGGAUUGUGAGUGAACCAACCAAUAGCCUGACCUUGGAACUGAUGCAUGAUUUUUUAUUUGUCAACUAUCCAUUUAACUAAAUCAAAAUUUUGGUCAGACGAGCUGAUUCUCCGAGGAGCCUCUCCGACGUCUGUCCGUCUGAUGUAUCCACUCAGUUUUAUAAGUAAAAAAAUCCUUGAAAUGUUAAUUUGUAGGAAUAACUUUCUUCACACUAAUUUACUUCUAUUUAACAGAAAAAAUCACAUCAUUAGGAAAUAGGUUUUUUGAAUCUUCGUAGUGAGAUCCAAGUACAUUAACUAAUUAAUUGUGUUGUUAUAAAACAAAAUCUAAGAAAAAAGACAGUUAUUCUCGCGGCAAGACAAUUAACUGAACAAACGCAUCUGUUGAAAGAAAUAUAACUUACUCUAACGACCAUUAACCGCCAAAAAUUCUCUCUUCUCUCUCUCUCUCAUCUACAAAACCUUUCCCCUGAUCAAACCGUUAGAACUUUUUGUCACUCACUCUUUGGUUCUUCAACUCUCAAGCAUCGUCCGGUGCUUGAGAGAGAGUUUCACUCUUUUUGUGUGAAAAAAAAAACACAAAAUGGCGGGUGAUGAUGAUCCAAAACCGCCCGGUCUUGAAGACAAAGACGAUGGUGAUCCAUACUAUGAACCCUUUUCAGAGGAGGAACUCCAAAACCUUAUGUCUAAUCAAAAUCCUAACCUGAUGGAUUUUGCUUUCACCGAGAAUCCACUUCCUCCUCCUACUACUACUCCGAUUACUAUAGCAACAUCGGAUAUAAUCGAAACCGAGAUGUUGAAUCAACUCUCACUUACAAUCCCUAACUGUGAUGACACCGACGAUUUUCUUGUUACAUCAUUUGACGAUGAUAUUGACCUCUCUUGGGACUUGUCCGAUAUUCCAUCUGAGUUUCUCAACGACAACAUGGACAGUAACAUCCUAGGAGAGAUUGGUACUAAUGAUGAUAAUGGUAACAUUGUUGGUGGAACUGGUACACUUGAAGUGAGUACUCGUGUUUUUGUUGAAAACGGUCCGAACGUUGAAGCCGGUGGUGGUUCAUCAGCGCCGAUUACACCGACAGUAUCCAACGGCAUACUCGUGUGCACUUGUUGCAACCUUCUUCGAACAUUAAUCCAUAGCAAUGGUCAGGAGAUGAUGAGACUUGAUUUUCACGGAGGCAUAGGGUACUUCUGCCAUGCGAUUCUCGAGAUUCACCGGCUUGAUGGUUCUACCGAACCGCAAUAUCAAACCAUUGAUUUGAAGUUUUUGUCUAUCGAGGAUGUGAAGAGGUUUAUAGAAGAUUAUCUCGCGGCGAGAGCAGCAUGCGGUUUUGGGGUUGUGGAAGACACUAAAGCUGAUUUCUAUCAAGCAAUGAACCCCAACUUUUCCAAUAACCAGCCGCCUAUGUUGGCGUUGCCACCGGUCGAUGAUGUUCCAAUGCGUCAGGCUAUAGUGCCUGAUCCAGCCCUUAACGUUCCGUCUGUGCCGCUGUAUGUUGGGUUGAGAGAUGAACCUCCAGUGUCGAAAGGAAAGAAACGGAAACAAACCCCUCUCGCAAUACAGAGAGAACGGACUGGAAAACUAAAACUUAAGGACAUUAGCAUGCACUUCCAUCUCCCGAUUCAAGAAGCGGCUAGACGGAUGAGCCUGUGUCCGACAGUGGUUAAGAAGAUAUGCCGAAGGGGUGGGCUCUAUCGAUGGCCUCAUCGCAAGAUCAAGAGUCUUCUGAGGAAAAUCUCGUCAUUGAAAAGCUCGUUAGAGACGACAAAGGAUGCACAAGCAAAGGCCCGUGUCGAAGCAGAGAUCGAAAGACUCGAAAAGCAGAUAAAUGAGAUCUGUAGUGAAGCACUCAAAUACGCUUAAGCGGUUUUGUUUCUUUUUUGUUGAAUUAAAGUAAACUUGGAAUAUUUUUCCAGAUGAUUACAAAUACACGCGUAUGUGAUUUGUUUUUUUUUUCCAAUAAAGAAUGACUAAUAUACUUUAUAUA